This is a messenger RNA of Neoarthrinium moseri, 420 nucleotides long. RefSeq lists its product as uncharacterized. The transcript is spliced from 2 exons. Bases 1 to 420 code for a protein of 139 amino acids. NCBI's taxonomy places the organism in Eukaryota, Fungi, Ascomycota, Sordariomycetes, Amphisphaeriales, Apiosporaceae. The record is from RefSeq and is a predicted model, not a curated record.
AUGCAGUUCAAGAUUCUUGCCAUCUCAGCACUUGCAGCCCUUGUGGCAGCCGACAAGACCCUUCCAGAAGCUGUCAAGGACUUCCCAUCAUGCAGCCUGAAAUGCUUUGCCGACACAGCUAAGAACCGGGGCUGCAGCCAGACCGAUUUCAACUGCAUUUGCAAAGACACGACGGGUUUCGCAAUCAGAAUGGGAGCCUGCGUUAACCCCUCCAACUGCAAUGGGUUCAAUGCUGGCGAGGCUCUAGGCAAUCUCUGCCAAAGGUGGAAAGAGAAUCCGUCCUCAACCGAGGUUGCAGCGGCUACCAGCAGCUUGGGAGCCGCCGUUUCGGCAGCUCCCACGAACACGAACGCCGCGGGAGUGAACGAGGCUAGCUUUGGCCUGGCGGGUGCUGCAGCCGUCGCAGCUCUACUUGUCUAG